AUGGGCCCCGGCAAGGACUUGGACCUGCUGCUGGGCCGGGGGUACAGGGCCACGGGAUCGGAUCGAUCGGAGACGUUCCUGGAGAUGUACCGGGCGGCGAGGGGAGAGGGCGCGGACGUGGAGCUCCUGGACGCGGUGACGAUCGAGACGGAUCGGCGGUUCGACGCGGUGUACACGAACAAGGUUCUGCACCACCUAACAGAGGAGCAACUGGACGCAUCCCUGGCGCGGCAGUGGGAGGUGACGAAUCCGGGGGGCUUUGGGGUGCACACCUUUUGGCACAGUGAGAAGGAGCCUGAGGUCAUGUUUGGCAGCCUGCUGUUCACUUACUACACAAAGGAAACCAUCGUGAAGAAAAUCACCGAGACAGGCAAGUGGGCUGUAGUGGAGGCCACAGUGUACAAGGAGAUGGAGGAUGAUGACUCGGUAUGCGUGGUGCUGCGCCGUGUGGACUAG
Molecule: messenger RNA, 456 nt
Organism: Ostreobium quekettii
Lineage: Eukaryota; Viridiplantae; Chlorophyta; Ulvophyceae; Bryopsidales; Ostreobiaceae
Source: the annotation of a GenBank genome assembly